UCACAAUCACUUCCGCCGCCGCAGUCCCUGCCCGCCCCACUGCUAUCUGGCGGGGGAGGAACCCCAGACCCGGGAGCAGAGGCUCGGGAGCUGGCGACUAUCUUCCGAGGUCCAAGAGGUCUGCUGCUCUGAAGAUCGCCCGGCUGCACAGACUGGGUCUACACUUGACAGUCACUUGAAUGCUACUCCAGGCCUUAGAAGAAAGUGAAACUAAUUUUAAAGGCCCCCUAUCCCUGCUGAAGUGAAAAUAGAUCUCCCUGCUCUUUUGUUCUGAACUGAUUUGACUUCCCAGCGCUGGGAGCAAGAGCCUUUGCGCCUGUGCCCCAGCUGUAUUGGAAACACUUCUAAGGCAGAGCCAUGGGUCAGGAAUCUAGCAAGCCUGCAUGGCCCAAACCAGCAGAAGGGUAUCAGUCUAAUACAGGCAGGAGGUAUGGAAGGAGGCAUGCUUAUGUCAGUUUCAGGCCAUCGAUGAGCCAGCAGGAAAGGAUUUCCAACCAGAGAAGGACGACAUCCGAAGUCCCAAUGCACAGAGCAGCCCCCAAUCAAACCACCAAGAGGAGCCGGUCACCAUUUGCCACUACACAUCGUAGCUGGGAUAACAGUGAGAGCUCAGGAGCCAGCCUAAAUGUUGAGAAUGAGGACUAUUCCAGGUAUCCUCCAAGAGAGUAUCGAGCCUCCGGGAGCCGAAGAGGAAUGCCUUAUGGACACAUUGACACUUUUGGGGCAGAUGAUAGUGAGGAGGAGGGGGCUGGGCCUGUUGACCGACUGCCAGUGAGAGGGAAAACUGGCAAAUUUAAGGAUGAUAAGCUGUAUGACACAGAGAAGGGGGCAAGGUCUCUGGCAGGGGUGUCUGCUCACUUCUCUAGUUUUAACCAUGAUGUGAGAGAGGAGCUUGGAAAGAGAGAGCCAGCUUCUGCUGCAAGGUGUUCUGCUAGCCGACCUGAAUUCCUGAAGCAAAGUGUUGUGACCUCUAAGAUGUCUUCUGCAGAAGGCAAGGUGGCUGCCAAAGGAGACCGGUUGGAGAGGGAGAGACGGGGGCAAAAUUUACCAGCGCCUACCAGCAGGGCUCCUGUGAGUAUUUGUGGUGGUGAGGAAAACACCCCAAAGAGUGCAGAGGAAGCCGUGGUGAGGCCAAAAGUCAGAAAUUUGGCAACUCCAAACUGCAUGAAACCAAAAAUAUUUUUUGAUACUGAUGAUGAUGAUGAUCCGCCACAUAGUACUUCCAGGUGGAGGGAUGCCCCCAAUGCUGAUGAAGUCCACGUGGAUGGCCUUGCCAGAAGAGACCGAGGGGAGAGCACCAGCAGCUACUCAGAGCUGAAGUACCCUGAAAACAAGAGGGAAGCAAGGAACGACCAGGUGAAACCAGAGAAAGUGCCAAGACGGCGACGAACCAUGGCUGAUCCUGAUUUCUGGACAUACAGUGAUGAUUACUACAGAUACUAUGAUGAUGACUCUGACAGCGACAAAGAGUGGAUCGCUGCUCUGCGCCGGAAGUAUCGAAGUCGGGAACAGCCCCAGUCCUCCAGUGGUGAAAGCUGGGAGGCUGUUCCAGGAAAGGAAGAGCGGGAACCUCAGCAAGCUAGAGAGGUUGUGAGCACCCCUGGAGCCAGUGCUGGUGGGGUCACUGCCAGCGCCAGUGUCGGCAGCAAUGGAAGUGGCUGUCUUGAAGAAGUCCAAGAGCCAUCUCUCCAGGAAGAGGAGCAGAGCUCUCUGGAAGAAGGAGAAAUUCCUUGGCUACAGUACAAUGAGAACGAGAGCAGCAGUGAAGGGGAUAAUGAGUCCAGUCAUGAGUUGAUGCAGCCUGGGAUGUUCAUGUUGGAUGGAAACAACAACCUCGAAGAUGACUCCAGUGUGAGUGAAGACCUAGAAGUGGAUUGGAGCCUCUUUGAUGGAUUUGCAGAUGGCUUGGGAGUGGCUGAAGCCAUCUCCUACGUGGAUCCUCAGUUCCUCACCUACAUGGCUCUUGAAGAGCGCCUGGCUCAGGCUAUGGAGACUGCCCUUGCACACUUGGAGUCCCUCGCUGUUGAUGUGGAGGUGGCCAACCCACCCGCCAGCAAGGAGAGCAUCGAUGCUCUUCCCGAGAUCCUGGUCACUGAAGAUCACGGUGCAGUGGGCCAGGAAAUGUGCUGUCCUAUCUGCUGUAGUGAAUAUGUGAAGGGGGAGGUGGCAACCGAGCUGCCAUGCCACCACUAUUUCCACAAGCCAUGCGUGUCCAUCUGGCUUCAGAAGUCCGGCACUUGCCCAGUGUGCCGCUGCAUGUUCCCUCCCCCACUCUAAAGGUCAAGGUUCUUUACUCCUGGUCUGGUUAUUUUCCUCAUCCAAAAUCCACAAUACUACAGGAACCCUGUCAAAAUUAACAAUGGAAACGAAACCAAUUAGACUAAGCCUGUCGAUCCCUUGUGAUUAUUUCCAAUGUGAAAAUGGCUGUGUACAAUUACAUUAAAAAAAAUCAUACUGUCUUUUAGAGGUUAGAAAAGGAAAACUAAUCUUUAUAAAUGCUACUUGAAAUUUCAGUAGGCACAUACAUUUUCUAACCUGAAAGUUAAGUAAAUCACAUCUGUUCAGUAAACUAUUGCUCUUAAUUGUAAUGUCAAGUUUAUCUGUUAUGUAUGUCAAAAAGGCAAAAUCACUUUUGUUGCAUGUUAUAGAUUAAUGUUCCUAUAUUUGCAGUGCUGUAAAAGCUUAUUAAAGUUCUUUUGGUUUGACAUGG
This is a messenger RNA of Jaculus jaculus (lesser Egyptian jerboa), 2710 nucleotides long. RefSeq names its product praja ring finger ubiquitin ligase 1 (gene Pja1). Lineage: Eukaryota; Metazoa; Chordata; Mammalia; Rodentia; Dipodidae. Bases 358 to 2277 code for a protein of 639 amino acids. The transcript has 2 exons. The record is from RefSeq and is a predicted model, not a curated record.